Messenger RNA from Scedosporium apiospermum, 591 nucleotides. RefSeq lists its product as uncharacterized. Bases 1 to 591 code for a protein of 196 amino acids. The record is from RefSeq and is a predicted model, not a curated record. The transcript is spliced from 3 exons. Lineage: Eukaryota; Fungi; Ascomycota; Sordariomycetes; Microascales; Microascaceae. Gene Ontology annotation, biological process: mycotoxin biosynthetic process.
AUGGGCAUCAUCAGGUACCAUUGGGAGACCUUUGAAUUUGAGGAGAGCGAGUUCACCACCUCCGAACCUUCACAAUACUAUGGGUUCAAGCCAACUGAUGAAAUCGAGAAUGCGUGGAAUGAACUGCUCCCUGAACACCCCAUCUCAAUCCCUGACUCCCGCCUUCGAGACCUCGGACUUUUCGGUGCCGUGAACGAUUCAGCCUGGAUUCGAGAUCCACAUAACAACAACAACAUCCUCGCGCUGCCGGAAUACUCAGUACAACUGGGUUGCUUGAACUUCCUGCGCCAGCUGGGCCAUCGGGCUGACCGCGACUUCACGCAUCUGGCGGCUUUCCAGGGCAGUGACUCGCUGGUUUGGGAGCGAGCAUAUCAGUGCAUAGAGCGGCUGCGGAAAGCCGUCAUGUGCUGGGGGGAUGUCGGCUCCAUCCUCCUCCAUCACGGCGGAAACACUACUGCCUCUGGACAUGACGAUACCGUGUUCGACUUUGGAACUCUCCACUACUGUCGCAACUUUGAGAGUAUAGUCGAGUGGACAAGAGAAAAUGGCGUUAAGAGUGUCACAAUGGAUAAUCUAUGGUGGGGUGAGUAG